Oppiella nova is the source of this 2031-nucleotide messenger RNA. The record is from the annotation of a GenBank genome assembly. Lineage: Eukaryota; Metazoa; Arthropoda; Arachnida; Sarcoptiformes; Oppiidae.
AUGAUUACAUGUCAAAAACAAUUAAAUAUUGUUUGGAGGGAUGAGUUCGAGGGACAGUCCUUAGAUCGGGACAAAUGGGAUGUCGACAACGAAUUUGCUAAACCCAAUUGCAAAGGCAAUUGGAUGCAACAAUUGCACUGUAACCUGGAUCAGCCCAAAAAUCUACAGUCAACGCACGAAUGUUUAGCCAUUACAGCCGCUCAUGAGACCAAUCCUUACCUUUUGUCUAAUAAUAAAAGUUUUAGUUCAGCGAUGAUUACGUCAAAAAAGAGCUGGACUUACGGCCGGUUCGAGAUUAGAGCCGCCCUUCCCAACGGGAAAAUGUUGAGAACGGCCUUUAUUAUGAUUCCCGCUGCCGAACAGACUGAAUGGCCACUCAAUGGCCAGAUAGAUGUUAUGACAAAUAUCCAGGACUCUAGUCUGGAUGCCGGUGCCCAUUACGGGUUAAGCCAAAAUGGAGACGCCCCGUACACCGGCGCUGAAUACAACGCCGUAUCCGCAAACCUACAGGACUUUCAUACCUAUGCCGUCGAGUGGAAUGAAACACAUAUUCAAUGGUUUUUCGAUGACAAUAAAUAUUCAGAAGAUUUUGAUAUCAAUAAGACGUUAACCACUGAUUAUACCAAAAAUGGACAGCCGUUUGACAAAGCAUUUAAGUUUACCUUAUCGUUAGGUGUGGGCGGGGAUGCCGAUUAUCUGUUCCCGGGAAUGACACUCACGGAGAGUGAUUACAUGUCAUGGAAGUGCUCGGCGAUUAUCAUCGAUUAUGUCCGCGUCUAUGAGUGGGUCGACAACCAUACUGUCCACUCGGGUCAUAUUAGCAGUGUAGGUGACCGCACAUCCAGUGCCGAUAUAUGCGAGUCUGUCAUGUCGUACAUACGAUCGCCUGAUCAUACGGACGGCGACUGUCACACAACUCCCGGACCAAUUGAACCCAUGUUUAAACUGACGCUCACGUCUAUUGUGUCAAUCAUUUGCGGCUUAAUUAUAGCAAUACUUAUAGUAAUCGUUAUAUUUCUAGCCGUAAGACAGAAGCGAUUAAAUCUCGUUAACCAAGAGAUUAGUCUCGACUCUUACGACGACUGCAGAGCCGGAGAUAGUCGUCUGAAAAGGGAUGAGACGUACGAUGAGGAUGAGUUCGAGGGUCCGGUAUUAGACAGAGAGCACUGGGAUGUGGAUAAUACAAUGUCUACUGCAAAGUGUAUGGAUUUUAAUAGCAAUAGAGCCAAUCAGUUGCAUUGUAACCUGGAUCAUCCUAAAAAUCUACAACUAAGGGACGGGUGUUUAGCCAUAACAGCAGCCCAAGAGUCAAAUAAUACAAUAUACAGUUCAGCGCUGAUUACAACAACCAAGAGCUGGACGUACGGCCGGUUCGUGAUUAGGGCCGCCCUUCCCAACGGGAAAAUGUUGAGACCAGUUAUUGUUAUGUUUCCGGUGGCCGGACAUGAGGGUCGGUGGCCCAUCGGUGGACAGAUAGAUAUUUUGUCAAACAAUCAAAACUCUUUACUGAAUGGUGGUGCCCAUUAUGGCAGUCCUGCUGUGUAUAGCAAUCAGGGACACCGAAAAGUAUCGGAAAACCUGCAGGACUUUCAUACUUAUGGUGUCGAGUGGAAUGAGACACACAUUCAAUGGUUUUUUGAUGACCAAGAUCAGUUGCAAAAUCUCGACAUCAAUAGGACGUUAUCCGAUGCGUAUGAGAGAAAAGGACAGCCUUUUGAUCGUCCAUUUAGGCUACGGUUGGAGUUGGGUGUGGGCGGGGAUGCAGACUAUCUAUUCCCCGGACAGACACUCACUGACAGGGAUUACAAGUCGUGGAAGUGUUCGGCGUUUAUCAUCGAUUAUAUCCGCGUAUAUCAAUGGGUAGACAGUCCUAACUCUAGCUCUAUUACUGGUGAUAACCGUACAUCCAGUGCCGAUAUCUGUGAGGAUGUAAUGUCUCACAUAAGGUCUUAUAAUAAAACCGAUGAUAACAAGAGUAUAAGCGCCAACCCUACCGGGGUAGGGGUCGGACAGCAACGAUAUGACCGAUAA